AUGCCACAAAAGAAAAUGAAGACCCCUGCUUCUAGGCGUCCAGCCAAACGUAGGAAAACGACACAAUUUAACACCACUACUGACACGAUUUCCAACAGUUUCAACGAGAUGAGCCACUCCGUUCAUCUGGAAGCAGACAAGCUUUUACCAGUUGUCUCCAUUCCAGACAUGUUGAAAACUCUGAUGGUAAACAGUGGUGAUAAUCGCAACUGCAACCAUAUGGAUGCUAUAAAAAAGUUGCAAGUAGACAUGAACAUUCUCAACCCGCUUAAAUAUCUCAUCAACCCCAACCUCACAGAGACUCCAGAUCAAAUGAAUGACAUAAAUAUUUUCCUAGAUCGUGUUGCAUCAGAGGUAUUUGAAAGAAUAAGACGAUCUAGUAAUGCAAUUGUGUUUAAUAUACCGGAUACACAUGCCCUUAAAAAUAUCAAAUCUAGUCUGCUUAGAGCCAGCAAUAUGACACAUGUACCAUGUGUAUGCACAAGAUUAAAAAGAAGUCAUCCUGGUAUGCACUCACCGAUCUUGAUCAAAAUCAACUCAUCUGUAGACGCCAGUGAAUUUUUAAAUUCCUCCAAUUCAUUGAGACAAAAACAGAUUUUCAAGGAUAUUAAGACUCUUCUGGAUAAAACACCAUGCCAGCGAAAAGCAGAAAGAGAUAACUACAGACCACCAGCGUCAAACUCUCAAACGCAUCAUAAUCCUAAUGGUCGUAAAGUUAAGUCCCAUUCUAAGAGGACGUCUAGCUUAACAAUUUUGCCGUCACCGAAAAACUCUUCUGAAUCUCCUAAAGUUCAAAACCCAGAGGAAAGUAAUCCCGAUGUAGGUGGUGUCCAUCCUCUUGAGAAUGUUGACUUAGAUUCAACCCGAAGUAGUUGUGCUGAUGAAGAAUGGGAUAACACAGUCCAAACCCCUGUUAGUGCAACACCCAGUUACAGUAACUGUGCAACGGAUAACAGGAAAACUAAUCAUAACAUCCAUAUAACUGACCACGCACUUAACGUUGAUAUAUUCGAACCUCGCAAACCAUCGCAAGUAUGUUUAACAGUACACAAUCCUCUCCAACCUAUGAAGAAGCCGAAAUCAACCACAAACCUUGGAAAUAAACGUCUUAAACACGUUACCCAUACGUCAGGUAUAAAUAGUUAUCCGAAUUGUAAUUGGCUACCUGGUCACAACCAUAGACCUGAUAGCCUUCUUGGUCCGGCUCCCAAUAUGUACAGUAUGCCCUUAUCAGACGUUAUAUUCAAUAGCAAUGAAAAAAAAGUCUUUGUAAUUCCGCCGGCUUUCCUGCCGGCAACGGUAAACAUAUUUCACAUGAUGACAAAGUGGUUGAAUCUAUUUCCCCUCGCAACACAACUCUUACCUUAG
Molecule: messenger RNA, 1368 nt
Organism: Schistosoma intercalatum
Lineage: Eukaryota; Metazoa; Platyhelminthes; Trematoda; Strigeidida; Schistosomatidae
Source: the annotation of a GenBank genome assembly